AUGGAAUCCAAUAAUUCACCUCUCAACCAAGCAAAACUUGUGCAUCCAAACAAUAACCAUGAUCAUGAACAAAAUGCGACACUCGAGAUCGAAAGCGACGAGUUUGAUUACUCGAAAAGAUCACAAUGGCUUCGCGCCGCGGUUCUAGGAGCUAACGAUGGAUUAGUUUCAACAGCGUCGUUGAUGAUGGGUGUAGGAGCGGUGAAACAAGACAUCAAGGCCAUGAUCUUGUCGGGUUUCGCGGGACUCGUAGCCGGUGCAUGUAGCAUGGCAAUAGGUGAGUUUGUAUCUGUUUAUUCUCAGCUUGACAUUGAAAUAGCUCAAUUAAAAAGAGACAAAAACAUUGAGAAUGGUAAUAGCAAUGUUGAGGAUGUUGUUAUUGAGAAAGAAAGUUUGCCAAAUCCUUUACAAGCUGCAGCAGCUUCAGCUUUGGCGUUUUCAGUUGGUGCAAUGGUGCCUCUUCUUGCAGCAUCUUUUAUUAAAGAUUAUAAGUUGAGAGUAGGUGUUGUUUUGGUAGCAGUUAGUUUUGCUUUGGUUGUGUUUGGUUUGUUGGGAGCAGUGUUGGGUAAGGCACCAGUUUUGAAGUCUUGUUUGAGGGUCUUGCUUGGAGGUUGGAUUGCCAUGGCUAUUACUUUUGGGCUAACUAAGUUGAUCGGCUCAAGUGGUCUUUAA
Molecule: messenger RNA, 672 nt
Organism: Lathyrus sativus (Indian pea)
Lineage: Eukaryota; Viridiplantae; Streptophyta; Magnoliopsida; Fabales; Fabaceae
Source: the annotation of a GenBank genome assembly